Spathaspora passalidarum NRRL Y-27907 is the source of this 408-nucleotide messenger RNA. RefSeq lists its product as uncharacterized. Bases 14 to 358 code for a protein of 114 amino acids. The record is from RefSeq and is a predicted model, not a curated record. The transcript has a single exon. NCBI's taxonomy places the organism in Eukaryota, Fungi, Ascomycota, Pichiomycetes, Serinales, Debaryomycetaceae.
GUAUUACUAAGCAAUGUUAAGAUCAUUCAUACCCAAAGCACAGUUGGUUACUCCAAGAUUACUGCUUGCUAGCAGAUCUUCAGUAUUACAAACUAUCCGCCAUUACUCCACUCCUCCUGAUUCUAUGGAUGAAUAUGAAUCCAAGAUUUACGGUAUUUUAGAAAAAGAAUUCACACCUUCAAACUUGGAAGUCAAGGACGUUUCAGGUGGAUGUGGUUCUAUGUUUGCUAUCUUGAUUGAAAGCCAAAAGUUCAAGGGAAUCCCCAUGAUCAAACAACAUAGGUUAGUCAAUGAAACCUUAAAAGACGAAAUCAAGAACUGGCAUGGUUUACAAUUAAAAACCAAGGCUGCCGCUUAAAACUAGAAUUAAUGCUUGUACAUAGACUAUUAAUACACAGAUAAAACUAC